Molecule: messenger RNA, 1839 nt
Organism: Eublepharis macularius
Lineage: Eukaryota; Metazoa; Chordata; Lepidosauria; Squamata; Eublepharidae
Exons: 5
Coding region: 154-1320 (388 amino acids)
Source: RefSeq, a predicted model, not a curated record
GAGUGGGCUUGAAACAGAAAACCCAGAGAAUUAGCAGAUCACACAGGUUGCGCGACCUUGCAGUACAGCGGUCAACCUUCUCACCGAUUGUUCUUUCCUGCUGUUCUUCCAUCUGGAGGGCAUUCCACCCUCCGGAAAAGGCAACGGCCGGUCAUGGUGCCCAUGAAUGUGAACCGCCAGAAGCGGGACCACAUCGUCUGGACCGAUCUCAUCUUCCGCAUCCCCCUGCACAAGCCCAAAACUGAAGUUCCAAAAAAGGAAGCAAGAUGCAACACGUCUGUGGCGGCGAUAUCCAACCUCCAAUUGGGCAAGAAGAAUCGGCAAAUGAAACCGCUGCAUCUCCGCAUGGAUUCUGUUCAAGAGGAGGAGACAGAAGAAGUAAAAGAGUCUUCUCCACCCCAAUCCCAUGCUGUGAGUGCACCAUCCUCGCCAGGAAACCUAGCCUCUCAAGGAAAGGUCAAGAGGGUUCUUGUUGACCUCAGACCCAUCCUGGAGAAUGUAAUGGACCCCUUCGAAGAAGGACCUGAGGAGAGGGAUCUGGAAAAUGAUACACUUCCUUCUUCAUACCCUAGAGAUUCCAGCAGGAAAGUUACGGAUCCUUCCAGUGAAGCAGAAGAGAAGGACUCCACCAAUAAUGGAUGCUCUUCUUCAAAUGCCAGAGAGUCCAGCAGUGAAGACCAUGAAACAGAAACAACCACCAUGGAUUCUGGAGAUGGAGAAUCUGACCAGGACAGUUUGCUGCCUCCCUCAGUGGACCCAUGCAGAGAUUUCAGCCUUGCUGCCAACAACAGCAGGACCCCAAAGGACAUCUGCUGGUCGCCUGACGAGACAACGGCCCUUGGGAGAAAUGACUGGCCAGCCGUCCAGCCUACGCAGCCCAAACUGAAAAUUCCCAAGUCAUUCCCCAAGAUAACCCCACACUGGCCAGGCCUUCCAGAGGCAGACAGCACAACAGACCUAGUCAGGCCCUCACCCCCCUCCCCAGAUUUCCAGCUUCCAACUCAGCUGCUCCUCCAGAGGUUACAGGAGACCACAACCAGCAAGAAUCACUUGCUGAUCAUGCAAGUGCUGCGUUCAUUACGUGAGGAGCUGCCGACAGAAAACUUGGACUCGGAUGAUGGGGACAAAGGGAACCACCUCACAGAGCUUCCAACGGGCAACCUGCAGAAACACAACAAGCCACAAGCCAGAACGAGGAAGCCUGCGGCCCCGAAGAGGAGGCUAGGCAAACUGGUCUGGUGCAGCAGCAGUUCAGUCCACGCUGCAGACUCAGGACAGAAGGCCCUGAACGUUCCAGGUGCUGCAGAACUGGGAAAGUAGAUCUUUGCAUGCCAGAUUGGACCGGAACAUACGCCUAAUCCAGGAUUCUGUUCCCAACAACAGGCUCCCCAGGUGCUUCUGGGAAACUCACAAGCAGGGUGGCAACGCAGCAGCCUUCUGAUAUGCAGAGGUACAUUGCCUCUAACUGUGGAGGCUCCGUUUGGCUUGUCACGGCUAGUAUGCAUGCAUAGGCCUCUCCUCCAUCAAACAAAUGCCUUUUCUUUUGGAAAUUAUCUCACUGAUUGGGUUCUGAAGGUGGCAACAUGUCUGGAUACACACAACCAGGACUCGCUUUCUUGGCAAAGGGACACAGUACUGUCGUUAGAUCUUCAGAUCUGAGGACAAAGUUAUAUCUGGUCUUUCAGGCUCCCUCAACCACUUCUGGAACUGCUGCUCUCUUCCAAGGCGCCCCUCCCAGAUUCUCGGAGAUCUCUUGCUCCCGUAAAGACCUCUGCUGCUUCUCUUUUGCUCUCCCUUGGGCCCGGAGUCCCUGCCCAGAAGACCCCCCACUCACAUUGC